This is a messenger RNA of Salvelinus sp. IW2-2015, 1644 nucleotides long. RefSeq names its product interferon-induced protein with tetratricopeptide repeats 8 (gene ifit8). Gene Ontology annotation, biological process: defense response to virus. Gene Ontology annotation, cellular component: cytosol. Gene Ontology annotation, molecular function: protein binding. The record is from RefSeq and is a predicted model, not a curated record. NCBI's taxonomy places the organism in Eukaryota, Metazoa, Chordata, Actinopteri, Salmoniformes, Salmonidae.
AGACACAGUCACUAUCAGUCAACACACUUCAUCUGAACAGGGACAGCUGGCAUUUGAAAAAACAAGUCCUGAAUUGAAUUAUGAGUGACAGUGAGAACACCCUUGAAAAUAACCUAAAGAAACUGCAAUGUCACUUCACCUGGGAGCUAAACAAGGAACAGGCUGACCUCAACCUCCUGGAGAUAAAACUACGUGAAACCCUGGAAGUAGUUCAGGAGGGCUUUGAAGGCAAUCUGAAAAGACACAGUUUAAACCUGCUGGCUUAUAUUAAACACCUGAAAGGUGAAGAUAAGAGAGCACUGGAAUGCUUAGAGAAGGCAGAGAGGGAAAACGCUCAUGGCGAGAGGCUGUGUGUAGUGACGUAUGGAAACCUGGCCUGGGUCUGCCAUCACAUUGGAGAUGACAUAAGAGCAGACGGGUAUAUUCAGAAGCUGGAGGAGUUACACAAGGCCUCUGCCACAGCAUCCACCUCUGUACUGCAGGCCAGUGCCACAGCCUCAACCUCUGUCCUGCUUGUGCCCAGAGAGGUCCACAGUGAGAAGGCCUGGUCCCUCCUCAAGUUCUCAAAGCACCACUACACAAGAGCGAAGGAGUGCUUUCAGUUGGCUCUGCAGAUGGAGCCUGAAGAUAAGGAGUGGAACUCGGGUUUUGCCUUCUCUCUGUUCCGCCAGGAGGGCCUGGUGACUAGGGAGGACCAGAGGCUCUCCUAUGAGGAUUCCCUUGCUGUUAAACAGCUGAAUUAUGUCCUGGAGCUCAACCCAGACAGCGCCAUGACCAGGGUCUACCUGGGCCUGAAGUGCUACAAGAACCGGAGGAAUGCAGAGGCCUGGGGCUACAUGAGGAAGGCUCUGAGUCUGGCACCCUACGACCUCAGUGUGGUACUACAGGUGGGGAGGUUCAUGAAAAAGGAGCAGAGUUAUGAUGAAGCCCUGGCAGUGCUGCAUAGGAUGCUGCAGAGGGCGCCAAACUCUUCCCGCCUGCACCAUGAGAUAGCCAACAACUACCGCUGGAGGGCUAAACAGAGCGGAGACCCCCACGACCAAACACUGCUCAAACGCUGUGUGUUCCAUCUGGAGGAGGGGGCACGCCUCAAUCCCACACACAUCUACCCUCAGGUGGAGCUGGCUGUGAGGUACUCAGAGYUGAAGGACACCACUAAGGCCAUGGAGAAGUUCCAGGAGCUGUGGUCCCGGUCAGAUCUGAAGCCCUCCAACCGCCAGGCCUGGCACCGCAUGUAUGGUGACGUCCAUCUCUACCACCUGGGCUCUGAGAGGACCGCUGUCAACCACUACAAGGAGGGCAUGAGGCUCUAUAACAUAUCAUCUGAAUGGAGUCAGUGUAGAAGAAGGCUGCUCAAAGUGCUGAGUUUUAACAAGGAGAGGAGAGGAGAUGACCCCUAUGAUAUCAGAGAGUUUGUUGACUCGUUCAAGAGAGGGGUUUUUAAUGUGGAGGAAGCUGGGGUGUCGACACUGACACUGGGCCACCCCUAAUCCACUUCAUCAUGAGUAGCCUUCCACCGUGGCUUUACCAUCAACAGCUUGAUCAUUCAUAAUAACAAUUAGCUGAUAAUGCAUUUAAUAUACACUGAGUACACCAAACAUUAGGAACACCUUCCUAAUAUUGAAUUGCCCCCCCCCCCCUUUU